Messenger RNA from Ananas comosus (pineapple), 883 nucleotides. RefSeq lists its product as uncharacterized. Gene Ontology annotation, cellular component: endoplasmic reticulum membrane. The transcript has 6 exons. Gene Ontology annotation, biological process: vesicle-mediated transport; endoplasmic reticulum organization. The coding region runs from base 77 to 577 and encodes 166 amino acids. The record is from RefSeq and is a predicted model, not a curated record. Lineage: Eukaryota; Viridiplantae; Streptophyta; Magnoliopsida; Poales; Bromeliaceae.
UACACCCGAAUGCGGAAUGGCCGUUCUCCUCCUUUUCUGAACCCUUUCUCUUCUCCGUGAAGGCGAAAACCCUGCGAUGCAGCAGCGAAGGCGCCCCACCGGAACGGAUGGCUCCGAUUUCUCCUACCGCAUGGUCGUCGAUUCCAGGUACACGAAGGUCGCGAAGGGAAAAUCUCGCCUCGCUUCUCUCAUCGUCUCUCAGGCCGUCAACCAAGUGAUUGGAUUUCUAUGGGUGUUUUUGUCGAUAUCACAAGAACAUGAAGUUGACGAGUUAGCGAUCCUUUCGGUCUCUGUCGGACUUGUUUCUCUUUUGAUCGGAGAAUUAGGUCGAAGGCGCAGCCAAGUGAUUUCGCUGAGAAUGUAUACUGGCCUAUCAUCUAUUGCUACUUUAUUGUCUGUCGGAAGUUUUGUUAGGAGUGACUUAUUUACCAAGGUAAUCCAUCAUCAAACAAAGGCCAUAACUACUCAUGAAAUCGUAGGAGCUGGACAUGUUUUACUUGGGGUACUGUUACAAGCAAUUGUCAUCGGUACAACAGUUGCUCUUGUUCACAACAUGUCUCCUAAGAGAGCCUCCUGAUACGCCAAACAUCAUCAGCAGCACUUUUAGUACGAUAUAGUGAUGUAGCUCUUUAUGUUUGAGUGAUUAUAUUUUAAUGAAAUUUUCGUUGGAAAUUCAUGUCAGAAGCAAGAUCAUCUGUGAUUUUUGGCGAGGGAGUCUUCUUGCUUUGAGGGAGUAUUCUUAUUUUAAAAGAUUGAUUCUUAUAAUGAACAAGCAGUCUUAUGUUGAUGCCAUAUAAGAUUUGUAACAAACAAACACAGGUUGCCAUCUUCCAUUUUAAAAAAUGUAAGAGAUGGCAAUAGAAAAAACAAUUUAAAGAGUUCA